AUUUUGAAGCGACACAUUAGUGAUGAUGGUUCAUCUGAUGCGAGAGUCAGAAACCCUCUUCUCAUUCUGCUGUCCAGGGCCCAGGGCAGCACUAGGCCACCAGUGGGUACUUCACAAGGAUUUGUUGGACAAAGGCAGGACGAAAAGAAAUGCCCUGCGUGGCAGCUGCUCACUCAGGGCCCAGCAGAGCCGGAUUCCGGGCACAGGGGACGGCAGGUGCAAGAGCGCAGCGCCCGAAGGCUUUGUGCCGGGGAGGCGAGGGACAAAGCCGAGAAGCCGGGAGACCGAAGGGCACCGCUGCCCGCGCCGCCCGGAGCUCCGGAGUGCAGACGCCAGGGAUGUGAGUGCGCCCCCGACCCAGGCCCGCGCUCCACGCCCCGACCCGCGGCCUGCGCCCCAGAGGACCCCCGCCCACAGUCCCCGCGCCUUCCCGAGGCCCGCCUGGAGCAUGUUGCCUGCAGCCAUGAAGGGCCUCUGCCUGCUGCUGCUGGCUGCUCUGCUGUACUCUGCGCCUGUUCAUGGCCUGUGGUGCCAGGACUGCACGCUGACCACCAACUCCAGCCACUGCACCCCAAGGCGGUGCCAGCCAUCGGACACGGUGUGUGCUAGCGUCCGGAUCACCGACCCCAGCAGCAGCAGGAAGGAUCAUUCUGUGAACAAGAUGUGUGCCUCAUCCUGCGACUUCGUCAAGCGACACUUUUUCUCAGACUAUCUGAUGGGCUUCAUUAACUCUGGGAUCUUAAAAGUGGACGUGGACUGCUGUGAGAAGGAUUUGUGUAACAGGGUGUUGGGGCCGGGAGGCAGCCCCUGGGUCCUGGCUGGGGGGCUCCUGCUCAGCCUGGGGCCUGCCCUCCUCUGGGCUGGGCCCUGAGGUCCCCUCUCCUGGGCAGGGCCUGGUGUUGCCCCCUCCACAGCUGGGCCUGGCUCCGUGGUCUGUGGCCCUCACCCCUUCCUGAGACGUGGGUCUUCCCUGUCUCUCCACCAGCUCUGAGUCCCAGCCAGCAGAACAUCUCCAGAAAACCAGGCUUUAGGCAGAAGGCCCAGGGGUGCGGGUGGGGGGCUGGGACCCCCAGGUCUCUGAGGGGUAGCUGGGCUGAGCUAGGCCCAGCCCAGCAACCUGGCUGUGAGGACAUUGUCUACAGAGAAAUAAAGUCACUUCAGAGUCCAGA
Messenger RNA from Manis pentadactyla (Chinese pangolin), 1169 nucleotides. RefSeq names its product lymphocyte antigen 6 family member H (gene LY6H). The transcript is spliced from 5 exons. NCBI's taxonomy places the organism in Eukaryota, Metazoa, Chordata, Mammalia, Pholidota, Manidae. Gene Ontology annotation, molecular function: acetylcholine receptor inhibitor activity; acetylcholine receptor binding. Gene Ontology annotation, biological process: acetylcholine receptor signaling pathway. The record is from RefSeq and is a predicted model, not a curated record. The coding region runs from base 23 to 871 and encodes 282 amino acids. Gene Ontology annotation, cellular component: plasma membrane.